UGAUUAUGAUUCGUAUCAUAGUAAUGGAAUCAUCCAUCAGCCCAUACCAAAAGCAACCUGUUUAGUACAGUAAUUGAAGCAAAAUUAGCUUGAUUUUGCUUUUUAAAAAAAGGGUAGGAUAUUAAACAAAAAGAAAACUGGAUCACAGAAAUAUCUCUGUAAUUGGAAGGUAGUGCAUAGACGCUGAGAAGGCUUAUAUCAAACAACACCGUCUAUAUGUACGAGUUUCUCUAAUUUUAUAUCAUGUCUUUUGCAGAUUUAGAACAAGGGAGAAACUUCAGUGAUCAGAAUGGAGAGUUUGCGUCGUUAGCCAACUCUAUAGCUCAAAAAAUCCACAUUUUACGAGGAAAUACAGCUGCAAUUCACAGGUACCUGGUCAAUAACAUUACGAAAAAUCUUCAUGAAUUACUAGAAAAGUCAAGAGAGCUGUCUCAAAAUGUACGAUCGGAUUUGAUCCGUCUUUCCAACACCCGAGAUUCUCGGUUUGGAGAAGAAGCAUCGUCUUUUGCAAUCUCUAAACUUAUGAAGGAUUUUAAUAAUGUUCUGGCAGAACUUCAACGUGUUCAGCAAAAGUGUGCUCAACAAGAAACGGAUACUGUGGCAGCGGCUCAAGCCACUCUAAAUCAAGAUGCAAGCCAACAAGCGUUAGAAGAAGAAGAACACGCUAGAAGUACGCAGCAAUUACAUACCCAAAGAAGGCUGUCUAAUUCGCAAUUGGAAUAUCAGCAGCGAUUAAUUAACGAACGACAAGGUGAAAUCGACAACAUAACCCAAGGAAUUGGCGAAUUGAAUGAAAUCUUCCGUGAUUUAAGCACAAUAGUAAAUGAACAGGGGGAGCUUGUGACGAAUAUAGAAUACAAUAUCGGAAAUACCGCUACGAAUACGAAAAAUGCAUCAAAACAGUUGCAAAUUGCAAAUGAAAGGUCCAGAAAAGCAAGGAAACGUAGUCUUUGCUUUUUAAUAAUCUUAGUGGUUAUUUUGGGGAUCAUCUUAACUGCCCUUAUUGUCGGUUAAUGUGCCUUCAGACUUCAUCGUAACCAAUUAUAUACAUAUAAUAUUGUAGAAUUAAUUUUGUUGCUCCUCUUCUGAUCUAUAUACUUUAGGGGUUUCUUUUUUCCUAAUUUUAUUACUUAUUUAUUUUUCCCUGCAGUAUUGUUUAUCUGCUUCCUUGUUUUCCUAUUGCAGAAUGUUUUCUAUGCUGAAAUGAAUGAA
Molecule: messenger RNA, 1212 nt
Organism: Schizosaccharomyces octosporus yFS286
Lineage: Eukaryota; Fungi; Ascomycota; Schizosaccharomycetes; Schizosaccharomycetales; Schizosaccharomycetaceae
Product: SNARE Pep12
Exons: 2
Coding region: 244-1014 (256 amino acids)
Biological process (GO): vesicle fusion; Golgi to vacuole transport; phosphorelay signal transduction system
Cellular component (GO): endomembrane system; SNARE complex; membrane
Molecular function (GO): SNARE binding; SNAP receptor activity
Source: RefSeq, a predicted model, not a curated record